This is a messenger RNA of Canis lupus familiaris (dog), 4928 nucleotides long. Its product is annotated as mucin-1-like. The record is from RefSeq and is a predicted model, not a curated record. NCBI's taxonomy places the organism in Eukaryota, Metazoa, Chordata, Mammalia, Carnivora, Canidae. The transcript is spliced from 3 exons. The coding region runs from base 2941 to 4260 and encodes 439 amino acids.
GUAUCAUUUUAUCUCUAUUUUAGCCAUGUGGCUACCAUAUCCAGGGGUCUUCAGUCUUUUGGGUAGAUCCAGAUUUCCACAAGGUCUCAUCCCUCUGCCGUCUGAAGCUUUUAGAACAGUUCCUGUAGCACUACUUGCGGGGAAGGUCCGCUGGUGACGAAUUCUUCCAGCUUUUGUACAUCUGAAGUAUCUUCACGUCACCUUCGUCUAACGAUGGAUGUACCUGGCACAGAGUUCCAGGCCGGCUGCUCCUGGGCUCCUCACCUCCUCACCCACACUCUCCACACAGCAAUCCGCUAUUGUCCGUGACGUUGCUCCUCUGGCUGUAUUAGGUCUUGUUUUCUGGCUGCUUUUAAGGUUUUUCUCUUCAUCACUGUUUUUGAGCAAUUUGAUUAUGAUGAACCUUAUGUGACUGUACUUGGUUUGUUAAGAUUGUUCAGGACUAGAGUUUUCAUCAAAUUGGGAGGCAUUUCAGCCAUUAUUUAUUUAGACGGUUUUUCCGCAUCCUUCCCUUACCACUGGGAGCGGCAAUCACACAAGUACGAGUCUCUCCCAGGUGUCCCGCAGCUCAGUCCGCUCUUGUUUAUUCAGGGGUACUCCCCUCUUCUUGUUUUAGUCUGGAUCGUUCUUACUGCUCUGUCCUCCAGUUCACUGUCCUUCUCUUCUGCAGUGUCCAAUUUGCUGCCAGUUCCACGCAGGAUGUUUUACGUUCCUUUUAGUCUCAGCUCUGUAAGCUGAAUUUGGAUCUUUCUGCAUUUCACCGUCUUUACUUCACUGUGUCUCUACUUCACUGUGUCUCUACUCAAUGCGUCCCGCGUCUCCUUUAGCUUUCUGAGCACAUGGAAUACAGUUAUAAUAACUUUUCAAUUCCUAUAAAUAUUCUUGGGCUCUGUUUUGGGAUCCAGUUACUUGGAAACCAUGUGAAACCUUUGGCUCUUGGUUCCUAACUUGGGUCAGGGGCACCAAAGCAGUAUUUAUUCUAUGGCUGGUUACUCUCCCCUGAGUAGACUGGGGGUUCAGCCAGCCUCGAGACACAGCACCCUCUGCGCUAUUCUGAGGGCUCUUGGCACCCUCUACCCCUUCUGCGGGAUCCUCCGUCUCUCAGCUUCCUCAGGUCCACGUGCUGACCAGCACGCUGUAGGAAGCAACGGUUCUGUCCCACGACCUCGGAGUGCCCUCUGCUUGCAGCAGUCCAUUCUGCUGCCCCCCCCACCCCCACAAAUUCCAUCGCCACGGCCACCAGACUCUAACUCCAUCUCCUGAACUCAGGGCCUCUGCCAGACCCUGCAUCCCUGCAACACGACCUGGAAACUCCCCUCAUGCAGCAAACCAGGAAAUCAUUGGACUUACCCUGUUUGACUCUCGUCUAACAGUAAAGGUGCACGUCGGCUCCUGAUUCCUGCUCAUCUCUGAACAAGUGAAGGACAGCCGCAAGUGGGGUGCGUCAUUCCAGAACACUCUGCUGCCACAGUUUUGCACAGGCUCUGCCUUGAAAGAGUUUCAGGGAGGGAAGUAGAAUAAACAAGCCUUGAGUCAGCCACCAUGUCCAGAAGGCCCAAGUGCCACUCUCAAUGCUGUUUUUAAUAAGUUUUCCAAGUUCUGAACAAUGCGGGCAUCUCAGUUUCAUGUUCUGAAAGCCUGGCUCUGAGCUGGAGGCACAAUGGCCCAUUCUCCGCACUCAGUGACCAGGACAGGCUGGCAUUUCUCGCUCGCGCCUCCCGCACGGCUCUUCUCAUCGACCCCCGCCAAAGAAGGGGCCACACUGUCACAGUUAAAAAACCGUGACCCUGACCUGCCAGUCAUGGCAUCGACUUGUGGGUCAGGACCAGCUCUUCAAACUUUUCUGGGAAAGGAUGUCAGGCCGCGCCCCACACAGAAAGAACACUUGUUUGGAGCCACUUGGUUGCAACACAGAAGGAGUCUCUGAGGGGGGUGCUGUUGGCCCAGUACUUGGACGGCGGCCCUGGGGACACGCCUGACCCCCACCUGCCAUGGGAGGAGCCGGCCGCACAGCCCCCCUCAAUCCCUGCGGCCCUCGCCGGGUCCCCCUCAUCCAGGGCUGGUCUCACCAGCAAGACUGCAUCGCAGCCCCUGGGACCAUUUACAGAGAACAAAGUACGCAUCACACAUUCACGAGCCAGUGGUCAGAACAGAGAAGUGGCCCUGCGACCAGAACUGCCUGGGUCACACUCGUUCCCCAAACCCUCCAUGAGCACGGGUGACCCCACUGGGUCUGAGAGGGCGAGGACAGCUGGGGGAGGGCUUUGUGACCAAUGGGCGCAGCUCAGGGCCUGCGGUCACCCUCCCAGUGUCCCCAGGCUGGGAGGCUCCACCCGGGGCUCGCCCCGGCAGCAUCAGUGAGUCUGGGACGGCAGCCCGGUAGGGGAUGGACAUGUUUUUAUUACUUAAAUCUCAGCUGUUUAAAAAUACACUAAACUAGGGGGCCCCUAAGUGGCUCAGGGGGUGCACUCCUGACCUCAGCUCGGGUGUCGACCUCAGGGCCCCGCGUUCAGGCCCCGUGCUGGGCUCUGCUGGGCGUGGCGCCCACUUAAAAAAAAUACGCCAGAGCUAGCACGAGGCCCUCAGCUCACUACUGGUCCCCAGCGCCUACAGUGCCACUUAGUGAGUCAACAAACAAGAAAUGAACGGACUCACUUCGUAGCAGAAGUCUACUUUUGAGUGAAAAUACGGCUUCAGAGUGUGAAAGUCAGAGGAGCAUGGGAAGCGCCCUGGCCGAAGCCUCUCGCAGGUGCCUCCCCUCCCUCCUCUGGGGCGUCAGUGAGGUCGGUGAGGUCGGUGAGGUGGCACCCAGGACACACGCUGCCCACCAGCAGGUUGACCUCAGGAGGCUGGGCUCACCUCGGGCCACAGACCCGAGCAACAGAGCAGAUGUGGGGAAAAUAACCCACAAAUGCUGCAGAUGCCUGGAAAUACGUCUGCAUGGCAUGGGCUCCGUGGCGCCCGGUCUCAGCCUGGAGAGGCCUCGGCCCUGCACCAGGCGGUUUCCAAACGCCUUCGCACGCGGGUUGUCUCUCCACCUGCUUUCGUCCAUUUCUCUACUUUUACGCCCUGCUUUUGUCAUCUGCACAGAUUUUUAAAAUAGUACCUUCUGCAGAACGGAAUGUUUUUGUUUCUAUUCGUGGUUCUGGCAACAUUCCUCAGAAAGUCCUGACACCUGUACCUCUGCAGACCCUGCUGCUUCCUGGGGCGCCUCCCCCUAUCUGCGAGGUGCAGGCCACCCGGUGCACCUGGGGGAGCAGCCAAGCCCAGCCCCUCCGGGCCUGCUCCUCCCUUCCGGGCUGGCUGGGCAGGGCGCCUCACCAGAGACGUGCACCCUGGGACUGUUCUCAGGAGCACGUAAGGGGAGGCCGCAGGUCGGGGCACUGUCCUAAGCCGGCAUGUGAGCGCCCUGCACCUGACCCGAGACGCCCCCAGCCCUGCAGGUCCCUUACCUCGGCAAGGCCCCCGUGCCUCCCGCACGCAGCACCCAGGGCCGUGCGAACGGACAGCUGCUCUCCUCCCCUUGGCAGACGGCGGCCCCAGGCUCCACAGGUCCAGGAGCCCGCCGGGCCAGGUCGCAGCCAGGGUGACACGCUCCCUAGGGCGAGGUGCACCCGUGGGGAGAAUGGUGCCCAGCGCUCAGGGAGGGUGCCAGCAAGGCCUGUGUGGCCUGGACUGCCGGGUCCUGCUCCCACUCAGAGCCUCGCAGCCUCGCCUCCAGGAGAGCACAGCACAGCGCGGACGGGGAGCGUGUGGCGACCCCAGGAGUCCUUGGCUAAGAUCUGGCAGCUGCACGCACGUCCACCCCCAUGGACCCUCACCCCGUGCGGCGUGGCUGUCCUGCCCGCCCCUUCAGGAGCCGACCUGCAGCCUGGUGGGGCAGCCAGCGGCCUUGGGCCUCCAGCUGCACCCCCACCCCGGGGCAGCUGCUCGCUCCUUUCCACCCCACGCUGCAGGAAGUUCCGGGCACGAGUGGGCGACGAGGCUCUUGAUUCCAACUUCCUACACCAGCCCCGGAACAGAAGACGCUCUGUGCCGGCUCCUGACGGGGGCUGUUGGGAGAACGAGCCCCAGGAAGCUGCAAUCUGCUCCUGGUGCCCAGCAACAUGCGUCACUCUGCGCCCGGCGCCCCCGCCCAGCGUCCACGGCGUCCACAGCCACCACGGCGUCCACAGGCCAGCAGCCGCACCCGCAUGCUUCUCCCCCCUCACCAGGCACAAGCUCCAAGCCCCCUGCCCCCUCCAAGCCCGCCCGGAAUGACGUCCACGCCCGUGUCCCGGCGGGGGCGGUGACUGCAGGCAGCCACACAGCCACAGCCUCUGGGCGCCCUCGGCCCGGGGACACGGAGCCCAUCUGCAUUCCCGGUUCUCGGUUCUCGCUGCGUCCAGACAGAAAACCUCCCAGGAGGCGGGCCUGCCGGUCCCGGCCUGCGCCACGGGCACGGGCACCAGCCACUCUCGGAGGCAAGCAGGCACCGUCCCCCCGCGCGGGGCCCGGGCCAGCUGCUACCCCCACUCGCGCUCCAAGAGCCUGUGUUCUAGGACAUCAGCUGCCGCCUCUCCCCACGGGGGAAAGGCCAGCAGACAUUCCCACCACCGCCGCCAAGUCUGCCGAUUGCCGUGAACAGAUAAACCCACGCAGCUGAACGGAGCCCAGCAAAGAGGCGAUUCACUGGGGAAAUGGGGUGUCCUGCGGCGGCUGCCGCGGGCCCGCGUCUGUGCGGCGGGCAGGCUCCCCACGGGCCCGAGGGGAUCACGAGCAGCGUGAAGUUCCAGGCCAGCGAAGUCACACCUCAGAAAUGGGAGUAAAGGGAUCCCUGGGUGGCGCAGCGGUUGGGCGCCUGCCUUUGGCCCAGGGCGCGAUCCUGGAGACCCGGGAUCGAAUCCCACAUUGGGCUCCCGGUGCAUGGAGCCUGCUUCUCCCUCUGC